This is a messenger RNA of Candidula unifasciata, 2857 nucleotides long. The record is from the annotation of a GenBank genome assembly. Lineage: Eukaryota; Metazoa; Mollusca; Gastropoda; Stylommatophora; Geomitridae.
CUCCAACAGCAGCAGCAGCAGCCGGAUCUUCGUCGACCACCGUCCACAGCACCACUACCUGCAACAUCAGCCGAGCUACAUUAGCAGCAGCACUAGUAACCUCGCGGCUGCUGCCCGGGACUCUCCCAGAUAUGGCGGCAACCCGGUGUCCAGAAGCCAGUCCUUUGGUGGGUUGUCCAUAGCUGCCAACACAUGGCCCGCAUCCUCUUCUACAGUUCUAGGGGAGACCAUGAGGAGGAGUCCACGAGGCUACAAGAAGAUCCACAUGCGAUUGCCCUCGUUCCGCAAAUCCGCCAAAAUGCCCAAAGUUCCCAGUCCUAAGCGAGCCAUGAUGGUGUUCGAUAGCGUGAGGAAGGGUCUCGGGGAGUUUGUUCAAGCCACACAUGAAAACAUUGCACAGUUGUUGACCUCUGAGAAUGCUGCCUCCAUCUCACAGGGGAGGUUACUAGAAACAGAUAAGAAAAUCAAAUCGGCAGAGAGAUAUCUGAAACGGUUAGAAUGUCACCUGGCGAAAAUUGAAGAACUACAUGACUCUUAUUUGCUUAACCAGCAACUUCGAGAAGGAGCCGCUAACAUGGCUAAAGCCUUCAGCACAACAAACUCAGACAGCCGUAAAGACUCCAUUUCUAACAUUAAGUAUGGCUACAAAGAGUGCUCUCAGACUAUGUGUGCCAUCGAGGUCCAGCUAGAGAGUUUUUUGGGAACUUUCAGUUGUAGUCUUAACGGAAUCGCUGGUUACGCAAGGGUUGUCCCCGGUGAUGUUUUUGAAGUGCUGAUCAAACAUGGUGAUCAAAAAUGGAAGACGAAAGGAAGAAUUGAGAAAGAUAGCAGCCAACGAUGGGACUCUCCCAGUCAUACUUUCAAGUGUCUUGUUGGAGACCUGCUUAGCAUCAAGGUGUCUGAGAUGAAAGUGUUCAAGUCCGUGGUGCUGGGUCAGAAGAGCUGUGAGAUCUGGAACCCAUGUAUGAACGACACGGCCAGCCAGGGCCUCUUCUGUGCCAGUCCCCAGCUGAUGACAGUCAACAUUAAUGUCCAAGGAUCUCUCAAGCUCAGCAUUGUCAUCACUUGGAAUCCUUUAGAUGACGUGGAUGAAUCCAUUAAAUAUAUCCAGUCCCCUUUGCGCACCGCAGGCCUGGCACUCGGAAAACGGCCUGUAUCCAUGGUUUCUUUGACGGAAAGUUUGUCCAGCAGAAGCUGCAGCUCAUUAGCCCGGCACGAUAGAAGAUUUCCACACCCACUUCAAGACUUCAAACAUCGAGAUGACAGCGGCAUCUAUGGCUCUGCCACAUCUCUCCCAAGUCACCUGACCGCAGACUCCGUGCAUGCUCCCCACAUCCUUUCAGCAUCCCCUCUCAUUCGGGGCCAUGACCCCUCUCGGAGGCCAGACAUGCCACUUCUAUUCUCCACUUCUAUACUACAGGCCACUUCCAUGCCAUCAAUUAUCCAAGAGGUGACACAGACCAUGGUUCCAGGUUUGAUGGUAAGACAGAUGACGCAACAAGACAACAUCAACACAGUUGAGGAGGCAUUACACAGCCUAAAGACCACAUUGGAGGACUUUCUGGGGCACUACCCGGAGCUGCAGAAGUUGGAGGAUGAGGUACAGGUGAUUGAGGCCCUGGUUAAGAAAUCAGAUCGUUCUAGAUCAUCAAGUGUCAAUGCAUCGAUAGAGGGCGCUAUAGAGGAGGCAUUUGAGUUCCUCAAUUUGGAAGGAAUUUUGGAAGAUCUGGAAGAGGAGGAUGAAAGUGAAGACAGCGAGGACAAACAAAUGGAAGAUAAAAGAUCAGACACCAAUCAAACAAUUGAUAGUCCCAGUUCUGAUGCGACCACAGUAGAUUCAGGAAUAGGAUCCUUGGCCAAACGGCUGCAACAGGACAUAACUCGAGGCUCUAGUAUGAGUUCCAGUCCUGUCCCAUCGUCUAGUGGGAACGAGCAAGUUGAUCAGGCUCUUGUGUUUCACCUGACUGUGUGUGAUAAACUGUUACAGAACCUGGGAAACUUUGGACCCCUGAGAUGCAGAGAAUUCUAUGCACUAGAUUAUUUACAGAAGCAGGCUGUGAUACUGGAAAGAUUGGUGAAAACAGCUAAAUCUAGUCAGGAAGUUAAUUUGGCUGCAGUGUUUUCUGAAAGGACUUUGGACAAAACAUUGAAAGAAGUCUGGGAGCUUUGUACUGAUCAAGCAGUGCUGUAUACACAGGCAGAAAAGCUUGUCUCUGUACUAGAACAUAAGUUUGCUGGCAAUCUUUCGGAGAAGUACCAAGUCAAACCAUUGCGAAUAUUCCAUCAGGUUAUGGCACGGAUGUUGUACGCCACCACAUAUGAGCCAGAGAUUGGGUCUACAUCCAUCGUCACAGUGCACCAGUUUAUGUUGUUCUUCAGGGGAAUCAGUGUGCUUGCCAAGAUAGAGAAGAUUGCAGACGAAUUGUAUCUCCUGGACCUGCUCAGCUCUGUCACCAGUGAAACGGUCAUCAAAGCCAUCGUCAGUCUCCAGGACCACCUGCCACCUCCCGUCUGCCUCAAGAUGCUGGCUGCCAGCGUGUACUUGAGGAUCAUCAGCAGGGAAAAGUCCCAGAGAGAAACAGCAUUGGUUGUUUUGGUUGAAGGACUGGAGGAUCAUAUCACAGAGGUCAGGGCUGGGUGCUGUGUGGCUCUGUCCAUUUUUGAGGCAGUCGAGUGCAUCAGUCAGCUUGUCCACCUCAGCCAAACAGAUUCAUCAUCCACGGUUCGCAGGAAAGCCAAAGAGUCCCUGUACUCAUUAGGUGAUGUUGGCAGAAAAGCAGUAGAAGAGGCUCAGCUGGGUGCCCAAGGUUUCCAAGGUCUUCAGAUGCACAAGCCUUGUUUCAGCAAGAUAAUAUAG